CUUCACCGUCUCUGUCUUUUCCUCCUUCCAGUCCCCGGCUUUCCUUUCCUCCCCCUCGCCGCUGACCGAGUUUUUCCUUUACAGACCGAGUCGCCUUGCUGUCGUCGCGGUGAUUUUCCUGCUACUGCUACUGCUGCUGCUGCCGCCGCCACUACCACUGGGCUCAUUUGCCCCGACCCCUUCCCGCCGCCCCGCCCCCAGCCCCACACAAGGUAACAACCCCCCUGAGGGAGAGAGUGAGGCCUGGCCGGGCCCGGGUCCCUCCCGAGGUGAAGCGGAGGCUCAAGGCCGAGGAGCCCGCCUCGCCGGAGACGCCCAGGCGCUGGCCCUGGAGCCCGGAGCCACGGCCGUUUCUCAGCCAGAGCUGAGCCUCGGCGGCCCGGCUGGCGCUGGCCUCCAUGCGGCGGCGGCAAACACGGCCCGCAGGGUACUGGGUCGGGUGGGGCUGGGCGCCGCGCGGCUCCCUGUGGAGCUUGCCUGUUGGAGCGCGGCGGGGGGCUCCGGCGGUGGUCCUGGAGCUGGCGUGUGGAUUUCCAGAUGUCAGAGGAUUUAGCAAAGCAGCUGGCAAGCUACAAAGCUCAGCUCCAGCAAGUUGAAGCUGCAUUAUCUGGAAAUGGAGAAAAUGAAGAUUUGCUAAAAUUGAAGAAAGAUUUACAAGAAGUUAUAGAACUAACCAAAGACCUUCUGUCAACUCAACCUUCUGAGACUCUUGCAAGUUCAGACAGUUUUGCUUCCACUCAACCUACUCAUUCAUGGAAAGUAGGAGACAAGUGUAUGGCAAUCUGGAGUGAAGAUGGACAGUGUUAUGAAGCGGAGAUUGAGGAGAUAGAUGAAGAAAAUGGCACCGCUGCAAUCACCUUUGCUGGUUAUGGCAAUGCUGAAGUGACUCCACUGUUGAACCUCAAGCCUGUAGAAGAAGGAAGGAAGGCAAAGGAAGACAGUGGCAACAAACCCAUGUCAAAAAAAGAAAUGAUUGCCCAGCAGCGUGAAUAUAAAAAGAAGAAAGCUUUGAAAAAAGCUCAGAGAAUAAAAGAACUUGAGCAGGAAAGAGAGGACCAGAAAGUGAAAUGGCAACAAUUCAACAACAGAGCCUAUUCUAAAAACAAAAAAGGCCAGGUAAAGAGGAGUAUUUUUGCUUCACCUGAGAGUGUGACUGGCAAAGUUGGAGUAGGAACCUGUGGAAUUGCUGAUAAACCUAUGACACAAUAUCAAGAUACCUCUAAAUACAAUGUCAGGCAUUUGAUGCCUCAAUAAUCAGAAAAACUGUUGGAUUUCAUCUCUGCAGGGCUUUACAUUUACCUUUUUAUCCUUAUAUUUUUCUAAAGGUAAAUUAUUUGUUAGAUUAGUAAGCAAGAUACCAUUGUCGUCAUUGGUUGACUUCAGUAGAAUGAGACGUGAAGAAAUUGCAUUUGAUAACUGCUAUUCAUUUAACUUUUCUCAUUAUCAGUACCACGGUUCCCUCAAAGUUUGUUGAAUAAAGCAACUUUUGUAGAUGCUGUUUCAUACAGCACUUAGAUGAAUUAUUGAUCUUCCUAAUAUCAGGCGCCUACUUAACCUAUGAUAUGUACUUUCUGUAAGUUGUAACUUGAAAUUUUCAGAUGCUUUGAACUUGACACAUACUCUAGCAAUUCAUUGGAACACCAAGGCAAAAACACCAACCUGCUAAAAGAGAUCUUUUCAUUUUUCUUACUUUCAACUUUAAAACUUAGCUGUCGUUCAGUUAAGCUUAAAGAUAAAUUUGUAAAUGGCAAAGUUUGUUUUGAGGUUUUUCCUCAAUAACUUGUUUCCCAGGCCUAUUAGGCCAUCUCUAAAAUUGAUCUAGCUGUUUUAUUUUUAUGUACUCUGUUUUAUGUAAGAAACCUUAGGAUGAGCUCCCUUUUCUAAGGUGUUUUUGUUUUUUGUAUGUUUGCUUUUUUCCUGUUGUUUUUUCCAUUUACGGCAGUGGUACCAUGUUUUGGAUGUGUAAUGUUUAUAUGGGAGAACAAAAAGCUGAUGUAUAGCCCUGUAUACAGUGUAGAUACUAUUUUUGUAAAAACACAAGGCUAAAUUAAUGAACAAGAAUACUGAAUAUUUCAUCAUUAAAAAUUUCUUGUAUUUCUUGCGCAUUAAUCUGACCAUAAUUUCCCUGUAUAUUAUGUUCAUUUAGCUGUUUGUAAUUUUUGUUAAUUAGAUCAAGUUGUCUGCAUUUGUUGGUGUAAGUGAACAUCACAGUUAUCCUGAGUUGAGUUUAAGCCAAAUACAUGCAUAGAAAAGGGUCUUCCUAUUAAUGGAAGAAGGUAAUUUUUAGGAUGUGUGUUAUUUCAGUUUUGUAUGUUUAACUUUUAUUAAAUAAAGUGUUUUUAAAAUCUCCA
Molecule: messenger RNA, 2351 nt
Organism: Pongo pygmaeus (Bornean orangutan)
Lineage: Eukaryota; Metazoa; Chordata; Mammalia; Primates; Hominidae
Gene: SMNDC1
Product: survival motor neuron domain containing 1
Exons: 6
Coding region: 538-1254 (238 amino acids)
Biological process (GO): regulation of alternative mRNA splicing, via spliceosome; mRNA processing
Cellular component (GO): nucleus; cytoplasm; precatalytic spliceosome
Molecular function (GO): RNA binding
Source: RefSeq, a predicted model, not a curated record